UCCCAUGCAAUUAGGCCCGCACGCACGCAAAGAUAAAAAGGCAACAAUCAACCAAAAAGCCUCCAUUUUCCCAAAGUUUUCCGAGCCAUUGAGGAAAGUAGAGGAAAGUAGAGAGAAAGCUAAAAAAAAAAAAACACCCCCACAAAGUGGUCUUCCCUUCUAUUAAAGCAUAGAGACACCAUACACUAAAACCCCUCACGCAAAAACAAAACACUAAAAUUCUUGUUAGUGAUUACAUAGUCUUUUAGAAACUUUGGGUACGGCUACCAACAGAUUUCUCCUUUUUUCAGAGAAAUGAAAGUGCCCUUUUCCACUAAUGACAACGUGAGUUCUAAACCAUUGAUUAGCAGCAGCAACAACAACAACAACAAUAACCUCCGUAACGCUACUUUUCCGGCCACCACCAACGGCCCUAAUUUGUGCUACGAACCCAAAUCAGUCCUCGAACUCCGUCGUAGUCCUAGCCCUAUCGUCGAAAAGGCGCAUAUCACAACAAACCCCGAUUUCGAAGAUCCUCUUCAGUUAGGUGAUCAUGUUCUAAGCAACUUCGAAGAUUGGGAUUCUUUGAUGAGAGAACUUGGCUUACACGACGAUUCUGCUUCACUUUCAAAAACUAACCCUCAACUAACCCUCACCCAAACCGAGUCGCUGACUCAGUUCCAUAAUCUCUCCGAAUUCUCAGCUGACUCAACUCACUUCACUAGCCCUGAUUUUUCUUUCACUGAUAGCACUUUCCCUCAACACUUCGUUAGCCCUCAGGGAAGUUUCAUUAACGCCCUUGAUCUAUCUCAUGAUAUCCACCAGAGCUGGAACAACAACAACAACAACAACAACAACGUGGGAUUUGAUUACGUGGAUGAACUCAUUCGUUUCGCUGAGUGUUUCGAAACUAACGCUUUUCAACUCGCACAUGUGAUACUGGCACGGCUCAAUCAACGGCUACGAUCUGCUGUUGGGAAACCUCUUCAACGAGCUGCCUUUUACUUCAAGGAAGCACUUCAAGCUCAACUCGCCGGGUCAACCCGACAAACUCGUCCAUCAAGCUCAUCAGACGUGAUUCAAACAAUCAAAUCAUACAAAAUAUUCUCAAAUAUCUCCCCUAUACCUAUGUUCUCCAGCUUUACGGCUAACCAAGCCGUGCUUGAAGCAGUUGACGGCUCGAUGUUAGUCCACGUCAUCGAUUUCGAUAUCGGACUAGGUGGUCACUGGGCUUCCUUCAUGAAAGAGUUAGCAGACAAAGCCGAGGGUCGCAAAUCCAACGUACCAGUUCUCCGAAUAACCGCUCUAGUUCCUGAAGAAUACGCUGUUGAAUCAAGGUUAAUUAGAGAAAAUUUAAACCAAUUUGCACGUGAACUUAACAUCGGGUUCGAAAUUGAUUUUGUUCUAAUCCGUACAUUUGAGUUGUUAUCAUUCAAAGCAAUAAAGUUCAUGGAAGGGGAGAAGACAGCAGUACUUUUAUCACCCGCUAUCUUUAAACGGGUCGGGUCAGGUUUUAUAAACGAUCUUCGUCGUAUAUCACCUAACGUGGUGGUACAUGUGGACAGUGAAGGGCUGAUGGGAUACGGUGGGUUGUCGUUUAGGCAAACAGUGAUUGACGGGCUUGAAUUUUACUCCACGUUAUUGGAAUCACUUGAAGCUGCAAAUAUAAGUGGUGGGAAUUGCAGUGAUUGGAUGAGGAAAAUUGAGAAUUUUGUGUUGUUUCCUAAGAUAGUUGAUAUGGUGGCUGCUGUAGGGCGGCGAGGUGGGGGUGGUUCUUGGAAGGAUGCGAUGGUGGCCGCUGGAUUCCGGCCAGUGGGGUUAAGUCAGUUUGCUGAUUUUCAAGCAGAUUGUUUGUUGGGGAGGGUACAGGUUAGGGGAUUCCACGUGGCAAAGAGACAAGCUGAGAUGUUGCUGUGUUGGCAUGAUAGGGCACUAGUAGCCACGUCAGCUUGGAGGUGUUUAUAAUAGUAAUAAAACUAACCCUAAACUAGUACUGUAGUUGUAAUAAUAAUAGCAGUGAUUUGGGAUCUUUAGCUGUAUGGUUCAGUUAUAGGGGUUGGGUGUAGUUAUAACAGCAGAUAAAACUCAAAAGAAAGUUAAGAGGUCGUGUGGUCUUUUUUGUUUUUUUUUUCUUCCUCCAAAUGUGUUGGUACUAUAUAUCUUUUGUAAUUUUGUAGCUUAAUUUGUGUAACUCUUUCACUGUUAAUUUGAAAGGAUAUAUCGCCAUGUUCAACUA
Molecule: messenger RNA, 2215 nt
Organism: Lycium barbarum (goji berry)
Lineage: Eukaryota; Viridiplantae; Streptophyta; Magnoliopsida; Solanales; Solanaceae
Product: scarecrow-like protein 15
Exons: 1
Coding region: 295-1944 (549 amino acids)
Biological process (GO): regulation of DNA-templated transcription
Cellular component (GO): nucleus
Molecular function (GO): sequence-specific DNA binding; DNA-binding transcription factor activity
Source: RefSeq, a predicted model, not a curated record